GACACAGCUGCACAAAAUCAACAGCAAGAAGCAUCCUGCUUAUUCAUCAGGAUGGGGAAUUUGAAUAACAAAAAGCCAUUUGAAAUGGUAUAAGGUAUAAAAGCUUGAGUGAACAUGGCCUAUUGGACAACAUCCCAGAGCCGCAGCAAACAAACACCAUGGCCAAGAUCAUCUUCUACGAGGACAGGAACUUCCAGGGUCGUUCCUAUGAGACCAGCUCAGACUGCCCUGAGUUGACCUCCUACCUGAGCAGGUGCAACUCCUGCAGGGUGGAGAGCGGCUGCUUCAUGGUGUACGACCGCUCCAACUUCCAGGGAAACCAGUACUUUGUGAGGAGAGGAGAGUAUGGUGACUACCAGCGUAUGGGCAUGUCUGACUCCGUUCGCUCCUGCCGUAACAUCCCCAUGCACAAAGGACAGUUCAGGAUGCAGGUCUAUGAGAGAGAGAACUUUGGGGGUCAGAUGCACGAGAUGAUGGACGACUGUGACUCCAUCCAGGAGCGUUACCGCAUGUCCGACUGCCAGUCCUGCAACGUGAUGGAGGGCCACUGGCUCAUGUACGAGCAGCCCCACUUCAGAGGCAGGCAGAUGUACGUGAGGCCUGGAGAGUACAGGAACCUCAGAGAGAUGGGCAACAGCUCCGUGAACAGAUACACCUCCAUGAAACGUGUCCUGGAUUCCUGCGAGAGCCAGCAUCAUUGAAGUCUGAGAUUCUUAUUUUUCUGGCAUUCAAAAUAAAUAUUGGAUAAUUGAAAUGCA
Oncorhynchus kisutch (coho salmon) is the source of this 758-nucleotide messenger RNA. Its product is annotated as gamma-crystallin M3-like. Gene Ontology annotation, biological process: lens development in camera-type eye; visual perception. The coding region runs from base 159 to 701 and encodes 180 amino acids. Lineage: Eukaryota; Metazoa; Chordata; Actinopteri; Salmoniformes; Salmonidae. Gene Ontology annotation, molecular function: structural constituent of eye lens. The transcript has 3 exons. The record is from RefSeq and is a predicted model, not a curated record.